This is a messenger RNA of Acipenser ruthenus (sterlet), 1056 nucleotides long. Its product is annotated as somatomedin-B and thrombospondin type-1 domain-containing protein. NCBI's taxonomy places the organism in Eukaryota, Metazoa, Chordata, Actinopteri, Acipenseriformes, Acipenseridae. The coding region runs from base 153 to 947 and encodes 264 amino acids. The record is from RefSeq and is a predicted model, not a curated record. The transcript has 5 exons.
UGGAGCGUACAUAAUAAGAACUGUGCUUUCCUUUAAAAAGCAGAAGUAAUAAAAGUUUGUUUUUAAAAGGCGGAACUCGUUAUUGGAUUGAAAUCAAUACAUCCUAAAGGGUUUUUUUUUUUUUUUUUUGUAUUUUGAUAGUUUUCAUUAACAUGAGUGGAAUAGCUGUUAAGGGAGGCUGUCUGGUGCUGCUGGCUGCUCUCCUGUGGCUGUCCAAUCUGGCUGAAGGAGGGUGCUCUGGAAAGUGCUGUAAAGGAAGAGACCCGACCUGCAGUAGCACAGACUGGAGGAUGGACCGGGUCUUUGGGACCUGCUUCUGUGACGGAACCUGCAAACACACAGGGGAUUGCUGCUAUGAUUACACACAAGAGUGUCCAGCCCAGCCCUGCACAGUUAGCGAGUGGAGUCCAUGGAGUGGCUGUGCCCUGCAAUGUAAACCUGCCUACCGGGUGCGCAGACGAAGCAUUGAGCAAGAGCCCAAGAAUGGAGGGGAUCCCUGUCCACCUCUGGAGGAGAAGGCUGGCUGCCUGGAAUACGUCAACUACCAGGGGCAGUACUGUGCACAGACACAUGGGCCUGCUUUUAUUACAACCUUGGAAUACAAUAAAGAAAGAAGAAAACGAGAUCUGUCCAACAAAUCAGAAGCUGCUGGGUUUUGUAUGGAAUUUAAGCUGGAAUCCCUUUCCCAGCAGUGCACCAUUGAGACCCGGCCUUACGCUCAGUGGAUGCAGUAUCUACGAGAGGGCUAUACAGUAUGUGUAUUUUGUCAACCACCAGCUAUGAACAGUGCCAGCCACAGUUGCCAAGGAGAUGGCACAGACUUUGAUGGAAAUAAAAUCCUUCACUGGCAAGCGGUUGGCAACUCUCGAUGCAGGGGAACAUGGAAGAAAGUCCAAAGAGUGGAGCAGUGCUCUUGCCCAGUUGUACAUAGUUUUGUUUUUAUUUGAAUAUUUCUGAAACACCAACCUAAAAUACAUUCCUAUUGUAUAUUGCCAUACUGUAUAACUGAUUUACAUUAAAAAAACAAAUUGUAUACAAUACAAAAUAUAAGAUUAA